CGCGGCACGGCGGUGGGUCGGUGCCGGGAGCGGCAUGGGGCGGCCGCGGGAGGGAGGGUUCAGGUUUUUUGACAUGUGACUGGGAUUGUUCUGAUGUCGCCUUGCUCCUGUUCCAAAAACCAUGACCCUCUUCUGCCCUUUACAGAUGGGACUUAAGCUGCUGUGCCAAAUGGAAAUACACUGUCGAUUGUGAGGAGCUGAGGACCCUCCCUCCCCUGCCCUCCAAUUCGAUUCCUUGUAAAUGGAGCUCAUUCACUCCCUGAGGAACAGAGGUUACUGAUGACCAGGAAGCAAAGAGUACCCAGAAAAGCACUUUUACCACGGACUCCACCUCAGGAGCACCAGGAACUGGUUUUCUAAGUAAAAGCUGAGCCCCUCUGUGCAGACUCGAUGUCUACUGCAAUGGAUACAGAAUCAACAUAUUCGGGAUACUCCCACUACUCAGGUCACUCCAAAAAAGCCCACAGACAAGGGAGUCGGGACAGGCACAAAUCACCACGAAGCAAAGAUGGAAGUCGAUCUGAGAAGUCUGUCACAAUCCAGACACCUCCUGCAGAGCCACUUCUUGGGAACGAUGCCUCUCGGGCAGAGGAGGGCCAGGAUGACAACUGGGGUGAGACCACAACAGCAAUCACAGGCACCUCUGAGCACAGCAUUUCCCAAGAGGACAUUGCCCGGAUCAGUAAGGAUCUGGAGGACAGUGUUGGGUUGGACUGCAAACGUUACCUGGGCUUAACAGUGGCAGCUGUUCUUGGACUCCUUGUCUUCCUUACCCCCAUCGCCUUCAUUCUGUUACCCCAGAUCCUGUGGCGGGAUGAUCUGGAGCCGUGUGGUACUGUCUGUGAGGGACUGUUCAUCUCUGUGGCGUUUAAACUCCUCAUUCUUCUGAUUGGGACCUGGGCUCUGUUCUUCCGCCAGCCUAAGGCAGAUCUACCAAGGGUGUUUGUGUUUCGGGCCCUUCUGUUGGUCCUCAUUUUCCUGUUUGUGUUUUCCUACUGGCUCUUCUACGGCGUCCGCAUCUUGGACUCGAAGGACACCAACUACCAAGGAAUAGUGCAGUAUGCAGUGUCUCUGGUGGAUGCUCUGCUCUUCAUUCAUUACCUGGCCAUCGUGCUGCUGGAGCUGAGGCAGCUACAGCCCAUGUUCACUGUCAAGGUUGUUCGGUCAACAGAUGGAGAGUCGCGAUACUACAGCUUGGGACAUUUGAGUAUCCAGCGAGCUGCUCUGGUAGUUCUGGAAAAUUACUACAAAGAUUUCACAGUCUACAACCCAGCCUUGUUAACAGCCUCCAAAUCCCGUGCAGCCAAGCAUAUGGCAGGUCUGAAAGUCUACAACGUUGACGGCCCAGGUAACAAUGCUUCUGGGCAGUCCCGUGCCAUGAUUGCAGCCGCAGCCCGUCGCAGGGACUCCAGUCACAACGAGCUCUACUACGAAGAGGCUGACCACGAGCGCCGGGUGAAAAAACGCCGUGCAAGGCUUGUGGUUGCAGUGGAGGAGGCUUUCACUCACAUCAAACGCCUCCAGGCAGAGGAACAGCAGAAAGCCCCAGGAGAGAUGAUGGACCCCCGAGAAGCAGCCCAGGCAAUCUUCCCUUCCAUGGCAAGAGCUCUGCAGAAAUACCUUCGCACCACCCGCCAGCAACAGUAUCACAGCAUGGAGAGCAUCUUGCAACACUUAUCCUUCUGCAUCACCAAUAACAUGACACCAAAGGCAUUCCUGGAGCGUUACCUCAGCCCGGGCCCAACCCUCCAGUACGACAGGGAUCGCUGGUUCUCCAAGCAGUGGACGCUUGUCAGCGAGGAAGCGGUCACAAGCGGGUUACAAGACGGCGUUGUUUUUGUCCUCAAGUGCUUGGACUUCAGCCUUGUUGUUAAUGUGAAGAAAAUCCCCUUCAUCAAACUCUCAGAAGAGUUCAUAGACCCUAAAUCUCAUAAAUUUGUCCUCCGCUUACAGUCUGAGACUUCAGUCUAAGGGAUUUUUGAGGGAGGUGGCUUUGGCCAGGAAGUCCCCUACAGGAACAUGCAUCCUCCUGCACUCGGGCUGCUGCCUCCGAUAGAUGAUGACCCAAAAAUCAGCGUUUCCCACUGCUGCUCUGUGACCAGUGUGGAUUGCUUUGGGAUUCUUCUCAGCCUGAUCCCUGCAGCACCAGAGCUACAGCCUGUCUUACCACCACCACCACCACCCCCCUCUCUGCAUGCCUCCAAGAGACUGCUUCUUUUUGUAUCCCCGUAACACACUGAAGCCCUGUGAGCAGCAGCCAGCCCUGCCCUGCCUCUGCUCUGCUGAGAGGAAUAGGAGGAGGAGGAGUCCUUCCCUCUGGCUGCUUCCCGGGCACCUCUCACCAGCGCUAGCAAAGCUUGGGGGUAUCCCCCGUGUGCAUGAGGGGAUGCUGAGGCUCACUCCCUGCACAGACGUGACUGUGAAGGAAUCUUACACUCUUCUGUGCCUGUUUCUUGGAUUCAGCAUUAUCGUGUCUUUGGGAAGGGGGUGGGAGCCAACGCCCUUCCCUCGCCCUCUUUUGAUCACUGUGUAAUACUCCUUUUUCUACACAAACUGUGUAUAGUAAGAUGAGUUUUGACAAGGUUUUCUAAUUAAUAGACACUAACCAGCAUUUCUGUUUGUUGUUUGGUUGUUUUGGUUUUUUUUACCCUCUUCUUUGCACAUGUGACUUUAACUGCAAUGGUACAUGGUCUUUCUGUUCUUUUCUAAUUGUGAACUUAAGUAAGCAAAUUCCUGGUGUCUGUGACAUUAAUGCACUGUGGGUCUAGCCUAGUAAAUUGUUCUGUUCCAAGCUGGGUUCUCUUAAGUUAUAGCUGGAUGGGGUUUUGUUGUUUUUAAACUGAAACAUAAAACUGUUUUACACUUUGCAUAUUUUGUACAGUAAAAUUCUGGAAAUAAACUGAAAC
Molecule: messenger RNA, 2906 nt
Organism: Calypte anna (Anna's hummingbird)
Lineage: Eukaryota; Metazoa; Chordata; Aves; Apodiformes; Trochilidae
Gene: VANGL1
Product: VANGL planar cell polarity protein 1
Exons: 10
Coding region: 391-1971 (526 amino acids)
Biological process (GO): multicellular organism development
Cellular component (GO): plasma membrane
Source: RefSeq, a predicted model, not a curated record